CACCAAAGACACCGGGUUGUUGUUUUUUCCCCCUCCGCUCUGUCUUCGGCGAAUCGUAAAAUGGUCGUGGAAAUGAAAAAGCAUGUUGGUCGGUGUACGACAGCCGACCGUCCACAUCGAAGUUGGAUCCUGUGAAUUGGAGGAACCGUUAAGGCGGCCGCUGGAACGGACUGUGGACCUUGUGGGCCCCCCCCCCCUUCGCUUCUUCCUUUUUUCUCUGAGAUGGUGAGUCACCACCUCCCUCCUGGAUUUUCUCAGUAAAUGGCUGGUCACACAAAGGCAAGGGAUCCCGGGUCAAUCAGUAACUAAAACCUGAGAAAGUGCCGCUGUUGCCCUGGCAUCACCGAGGUUGAUAACUGGUGUGAAAGCGGUGUUCAGUGAUCCAUCUUUCAUGCUGAGUCACUCACCUUUCAAUGCCAUGGCCUCUCCACACACCCUCAAGGCUGGGCUCUCGGAGGGCACGUAGAGAAACUCCCACGAGGACAUCCCUUGGUAGCACACGGUGCUUGGGCACAGAACCUCUGCCUCAUGAAGCUGGGCAGAAGUACGUGAGGGCAAACUCCCGCUUUGGCUGUGGUGACCUUCACAUAGACUUCAACUAAAAUUUUUGUUCUGUGAUUCCUUCUGUCCGGUUUGCACUGAGUGAAUUUGGGCAGGAGAGAAGGAGGAGCCGGCACGAUUUCUUCUGCUUUAUGAAUUUUUGCCACUGGGACUGUGUGAUAGAGCGGCAGGGGGAGCCAGUAUGGCCAGGCCGCUGCUAAAGAUACAGCGCUAUUUCCGCAGGAAACCUGUACGCUUUUUCUCCCUCAUCCUCCUCUACCUGACUGCCGGUAGCCUUGUGUUCCUUCACUCUGGCUUCGUCGGGGAAAGCUCCUCGGGAACCAGUGGAGGCAGAGACCCCCUUGUAGCUUCUGAGAUGGGUAGUCAGACAUCACCCUCAGACAACCGGGGCCUGGGCAUCAUGAGUAGGGUUUUUAAAGAGACUCGCAGAUCUGGCCGGAGGUAUGGCCCUCCAUGGAUGAAGAAGACGGGACAAGACAGGCAGAACUUUGAGGGCAGGGGUGGGGACUAUACCAGCAGCUGGAAUCGUGCCCUUAAAGGACGUAAUGCCAAAGACAUGGAGGAUGGAAGAGCAAAGUACAUCGGCUGCUACAUAGACAAUAUACAGAAAAGAGCACUGAGGGGAGUGUCUUUUUUUGACUAUAAGAAAAUGACUGUUUUCCGUUGCCAGGACAACUGUGCAGAAAGAGGUUACCUGUAUGCAGGCCUGGAGUUUGGAGCAGAGUGCUACUGUGGCCACAAGAUCCAGGCUCCCAACACUACUGAAAAUGAAUGCAACAUGGAAUGUAAGGGCGAGAAGAGCAACUUGUGUGGAGGAGCCAAUCGGCUUUCCAUCUAUAGGUUGGAGCUGAGCCAGGAGUCGGCACGCCGCUAUGGGAGUGCCAUAUUCAAGGGGUGCUUCCACAAGCCUGACAAUGUCACCAUGGCACUUCCUGUCAGUGCUGUCAUCCAGAACAUGUCUGUGGAAAAGUGUGUGGACAUGUGCACAGAGAGGGAGCAGUCUUUGGCCGUCCUAGCUGGAGAUCGGUGCCUUUGUGGAUUCCCCACCCCUCGCUUCUCCCUUCAUGAACCAGAGGAUGAGAACAUGUGCCUUCACCGCUGCCACGGGGAAGAAUUUGAGAGCUGUGGGAAUGACGAGUACUUUGUAGUUUAUCAAACACAGGUUCAGGAUAACCGCUGUAUGGACCGGCGAUUCCUGCCCACACGCUCAAAACACCUGCAGGCCCUAGCCAGUUUCCCCGGAGCAGGCAACACCUGGGCUCGGCAUCUCAUAGAGCUAGCAACGGGCUUCUACACCGGCAGCUAUUAUUUUGACGGUUCACUUUAUAAUAAAGGUUUUAAAGGUGAGCGAGACCACUGGCGGAGUGGGAGGACAAUCUGCAUUAAGACACACGAGAGUGGCAAGAAGGAGAUUGAAACUUUCGACUCCAGCAUCCUCAUGAUUCGCAACCCCUACAAAGCCCUCAUGGCGGAAUUCAACCGCAAAUAUGGUGGCCACAUCGGCUUUGCCUCUCAGGCCCACUGGAGAGGGAAAGAGUGGCCUGAGUUUGUGAAGAACUACGCUCCUUGGUGGGCCUCCCAUACUCUGGACUGGCUGCGAUACGGGAGGAACAUCCAUGUGGUUCACUUUGAGAAUUUGAAGAGGGAUUUGUUCUCCCAGCUCAAGGGAAUGGUCCUGUUUCUGGGUCUAGAGGUUUCUGAGGACCGCCUGCUCUGUGUUGAGGGGCAGAAGGAUGGCAACUUCAAGCGUUCGGGCCUACGCAAACUUGAGUAUGACCCCUACACCCCUGAAAUGCGCGCCAACAUUGAUGAACUCAUCAAAACGGUAGACGCUGCCCUGAGGAAAAGAAAAAUGUCAGGGAUCCCAGAAGAGUACACACCAAGAUGAUAUACGUAUCCCCUCCCUUUUCCACCCCCUUUCUCUUUCUUGCUCUUUUUAAUUUCAUUGACUCUUUUCCCCCCCUUGGCUCAGCACAUUUUUUUUUAGGAUUACAAAUAAUGAUUUUCAACAUGACUGCAUAGAUUUCAGAUAUUUUUCAUUAAGUGUCAUAAGUUGAAGAUCUAAAUGUGAAGACAUUUUUCUUGCCCCUCACAUUUUCUUCUGCUCUUCUCUUCUGUCAUGCUGUGAUUGACAACGUCUUAUGAUGCAUUGUUUUGAGAGUGGCCAUUAUGUGUUGUGGUGAGGGGAAGUGUGGUAUGUACUGUGGGCAGGGAUAAUAAAGAAAGGCACUUCUUUGCUCUAUGCACGUGUACUGUACAGGCAUGUGCCCAUGCCUUAACAAGAAGACAGUACAGUCGCUGUGACUUGGUUCUCAAGCAUAUCUGAGAUAUGUGCUGGUUCAUUUUCUUACCUUUAUUCAAAAGGUAUGGUAACACACUGUCAAGGAUGUUAUAGGAACCUAUUUUUGUGCAGAAUAAAUACAUAAUGAUAAUGGGAAAUGGUCUGCUGCUAUUACGUAUAUAACAAUAUUCUUUUAUACAUGAAUCAAUAUUCACUGAGACUUCUAAAUCUAAUUUUUUGCCGUAUGGAAAAAAAGGCAAUUUACAUGCUAUAAAUGAACCUGAAGUUGGAUACUGUUUAUUUGAAGAUUCCUGAACCUACGGUGUAUGUAUAAAAAAUGGUUAGUUUUGAAUCGUGUAGAAGUAAACCACUUGUAUUAAGCUAAAUGAUCCCUCUUGCUGGUACUGUAACAUGGGGGGGGGGGUGUCAAGGAGAAAAGCUGUUGAAGCAUUUUUUUCCAAUCUUAUUGCUAGUUUGCAAUAUACAUGUUGAGUUCUUUGGUUCUGAAUGUUUUUUGUUUUUUGUCACUGGACUAACUGCAGAAUUCCAAAAAGCGUUUCACUGUGCAACAACCACCCCAAAGAUCCCCGAGGAGGAAUUGGGCAUGACACUAUAUGUUGCAGUGAUGUUGCCACUAUUCGUGGUGGUCAUUACAUCUUCUCUUUAAUGACAGUUGCUUACACUGAAUGUAAGAAACUGCAUCAUUUUUGUUUAUUAAUGUAUUGUAAUGCAAGCUCUAGAAAGCUUUUAGCCAGUAUAGUCCUUCUCAGCGCUGUAGGUUUAAAAAAAACAAAACAAACUCUGAACAGUUGACCAGGGUGUGAAGCAUUUUAUUUUGUACAAGUGGCAUCUUUUAAAGCCACCCGCAAUGGGCUUUGCCAUAGACUUCAAAACACUGAAGGCUAAAAGCCAUGAAAGAUUAAAGGACUUCCAUAUACUGGAUACCAUACAUGUAUAUUUUUAUAAUACAUGCAAAUGCAACAAAAAUGGCCACAGCAGAAAUAUUUCUAAAGCAAAAAGCAAAUGGGAGAAUUUCUUUCUAUUUUUGACACAUGCUUUUGACUUUGGGUGGCUCUUGCUUUCGUCGACAGGCUGGCACUUUCCGAAUAUGGCUGUCACAUUUGAAUGUAUUUUCUACGGAAUGAAUGUAAUGUGAUAAAGCCCAAUAAAUG
Messenger RNA from Lampris incognitus (smalleye Pacific opah), 4014 nucleotides. It is a transcript of the gene wscd2, whose product is annotated as WSC domain containing 2. The transcript is spliced from 9 exons. The record is from RefSeq and is a predicted model, not a curated record. Lineage: Eukaryota; Metazoa; Chordata; Actinopteri; Lampriformes; Lampridae. Gene Ontology annotation, molecular function: sulfotransferase activity. Bases 743 to 2449 code for a protein of 568 amino acids.